ACACUCCUCUCAGUCAGUGUUUUGUUUACGGUGGUGAGGACGAGAGGCAUGUAAGGCGUUCCUCUCAACGAGUGGAAUUUAGUAUAAUAUGUCGCCUAAUGAUGAAAAGGAUACUCCUCUCUUGCCGUGGGAUAAUUUCAGCCGUUGGGUCCAUGCGAUAUGUGUCGUCACAUUUGAUCUGGAGCUGGGACAGGCUAUGGAGAUGAUCUACCCUGGGGACAGAGAGUUGACAGAACGAGAGCGUACAAAUAUAUGCUACUUGGCCUUUCCAGACAGCAACUCUGGUCUCAUGGGCAAUGUGCAGUUCCACUUCCGUAUCCGCCAGUGCCCCCAGUCCAUACCUCUCCACACUCGCCCAGCCAUCCACCAGUAUAAUUCAUCCUGUCCUACUAAUAUACAGACAGAAGAUGGUUACUUGUACGGCUACGUGUACUUCAGACAGGUGAAGGACAGAACACUACGGCGAGGAUACUUCCAGAAGAGUGUGGUGCUGUUGUCACACCUGCCAUUGGUGUCCCUCUUCACAACAGUUCUGGAUUUGGUAGCUCCAGAAUAUUUUGAUAUGGGUGAGGCCAGUCUGGAGGCAGCGUGUCAUCACCUUGAUCAGUGGCCGCCUCCCACACCCGGCAUCACCCUCAGUCUGCCUCUCUUGGGAACUUUAGUACAGGUACGAAUACCAAGCCGACAAGAUAAACCAGGAGCAGCCACGCUGACACCACCCUCCCCUCCUCUCACCUCACCAGGUCCUCUCACGGUCCUUGUGCCAACUCCUCAUGAGACAGAGGCAUUCCGUGUAUUGGCACCAGUGUUACCACACCUGAACCUGUUGUGGGAGCUGGUGUUAACAGCUGAACCUCUGGUGGUUAUGGCAAUGUCUCCAACAACUGCUGCUAACACUGUACAAACGUUGAUAAGCCUUAUCACUCCUCUCAAGUUCAGUGGUGACUACCGGCCAUUCUUCACCAUCCAUGAUUCUGAAUUUAAAGAGUACACAACACGCACCUCAGCUCCGCCAAAUGUUAUUCUUGGAGUCACAAACCCAUUUUUUGCCAAAACUCUCCAGCACUGGCCACAUAUCAUUAGAAUAGGAGAUAAUACAGUUUCAGGUUCACCAAAUACUCAGAAACACAAGCUAAAGAAAGCAUCUGCCCUUAAAACAGUGGAGCAGAAGCCUGGGGUGUACACCAAGUAUAAACCUCAUCUCCAGGCUGAUAAAGGUCUAGUGAAGCGGCUGCUGAAGGGCGUACAAACUGGACGACCGGUGGAGGUGCAGAGCGCUCUUCUGAGGCGUCACUUGUUGGAAUUAACACAGUCAUUCAUGAUUCCUUUAGAGCGAUAUGUUGCAUCUCUUAUGCCCCUGCAAAAGAAUAUAUCUCCAUAUAAGGCAAUACCAAGUUUACGUCCAUUCAACCCAGAUGACUUCCUCGCCACCCUAGAGUUGUAUGGACCACAGUUGACCAGUGGCAUUCGUGGGGACUGGGAAGGUUUAUACCGUCGAUUUUUCCGUUCCGUCAACUUCUCUGUAUGGUUCAAUGCACGUCAUCAGGAGGUGUCAGCUAAGCUUUCAGAGUUACAUCUUCAGGCUUUGUGCAAUGCAGACUUAGGUGGAUGGGUGUGUAGUCGGAGUGAGGUAGAAGUGGUGGAUAUGGUGCUAAGACUACGUGCUAAGUUAACCACAGCUGACUCUCUGUGUGUGGACCAACACACUCGCGACAAACUUCAUGAUCAUUUACAGACACUCUUCAUGGCCUUGCCAGAAGACUUACGUUCAGUACUCCAUGCUAGCUGAAGAACCAAGUUUGGAGAUUCAGUUUUCUUCAGGACAAAUCUACAAGAUAAGAGGUUUUAUAUCUUUGAAGUUUGUAUGAUACAAUUCAUGUUGACUUCUAUAACAUGUCUCUGUGAGAUAAAGAAUGCUAUUCUGCAAGAGGAUUACAGUACAGUAUAUAAUUUUCAAUACAUCCUUUUGUGUGUGUGAUUAUAUUAAUGUUCCCUCCAUUUUAAUACCCUAUUUUUUUUUGGUGUAUUUGGGUGUCCCUCAGAUAUUUGGAGGAACUUAUGGAAAUCACGAUUGAAUAAGAUGAAUUGAGUCUAUGAAUCCUCACCUUGUCUCAAUAGACAUACAGUAUUCGAGAUAAAGAACUUUGAGUUGGUCAUCAGCUUUUAUCUAUUUUAUUAUUUAUGCCAACAAUUUCAUUCAAUAACAGAUUCUACACAUUUACUUAAGAUUUUAGCUAGUCUUUAUUACAAUUUACAAGGCAUUUAAGUUAUUAUUUUAACCUCGAGUGCCUUUUAUAGUUUAGCAGUAGUGGAAUCUACAGUAUUUCAAAGCUGUCAAUGAAUCUAGCUAUUAAAUUACAUUUUCAGUAUCUUUGCCUCACAAAAGAAUAAUUAAACUUUAAAUAUGAUUGACAGCAGUUUUGUCCAAAUAUUAUCAAGACAAAGGCAAUAAGUAGAAAAUAGAAAGAUGGAAAAUAGAAUAAGGGGCAGUGAAGAAAUAGAUUUAAUCAAUUUAAGAGUUUGUACAUAAGGGAAGUCCUGUGAAGCAAAUUGUACAAAGAGAAAUCUUAUGAAGAAGAUUUCAGGUUCAUUCAAGUUGCCAUCUCAUCUGGAUUUUUAUUUUUAAAUUCAUAAUUGCAUAUACCUUCACUGUACCUGACUGUUAACUAAAAGAUGUAUCAUAAUGAGAUGAAUUGUAUGUAAAUUUGUGAGAUUGCAGGUACAAUUGUUGCUCUUGAGCCACAUACAUUUGUUUUUUAUAUUAAUUUAUAUAAUUGAUCCCAGGGAUUUUCUAACGAUCUCAUGCAUGUUUUGAGUAAUUGUAUAGUUGUGUGUUGUGUAUGUGCUUGUAUUAAUCUACACCAAAGCCUGUAUUUGUUGUUUUAACAUUGUAGUGCCAAAUUCAAAACAUUUGUAAAUAUAUGUUUUAUUUUAGAUUUAGUUGUGUGUUUGUGAAACUAUUAUGUUAAGGUAUUAUGUGACAUACAUCUUGAAUUAAAAAAAAAAUGUGUCAUACAUGUGUUCAGGAAGAGGAUAAUAUUUUACUGCAAUUUUGAAA
Homarus americanus (American lobster) is the source of this 3058-nucleotide messenger RNA. RefSeq names its product protein DENND6A-like. Gene Ontology annotation, molecular function: guanyl-nucleotide exchange factor activity. NCBI's taxonomy places the organism in Eukaryota, Metazoa, Arthropoda, Malacostraca, Decapoda, Nephropidae. The record is from RefSeq and is a predicted model, not a curated record. Bases 89 to 1789 code for a protein of 566 amino acids. Gene Ontology annotation, cellular component: recycling endosome. The transcript is spliced from 11 exons.